GUGGUUAGGACUGUCUAGGAGUCUUCGGUUAGUCACUGCGCUCUGUGAGGUAGUCUGCAAUAGACUGGUUGCGCCGCACAGGUCCACAAGUUGCCUCCUCAUCUCCCCUGUCUCUGAGCUCUCCCUCUGCUCUGCUCUGCUCUGCGCCCAGCUGAAGUCUGCCUGCAUUCUAUCCUGCCGUCCACUUCUAGCAGGUGUGAAUUGGACAUCUCUUGCUGAUCGCCCCUCCGGCUGGUUACCUUCACUAUCCUGAGUCCCUCCAGGGGAGCGCGGCCUUCACCCAACUACCAACGACCACCCACUCACUACUGCAGCGUAGCCCCAUCUCAGCAGCAGUAAGGAGUGACCCCUUCCCCGCGGUACCCAAUGGCAGACGGUCGGCAGCCCGAUGACAGCGCCCCGCAGUGGGCUCCCCCAGGGGCCCAAGGCCCCCCGCCCCCCGCCUCCGCCGCCACCGCACACGGAGAGAACGGCUUCUCCUCCUCCUACAGGGCGUGCCAGCCCAAGGAGAACGGCUUCAAUGGAGACAUGACCUCCGGACACGCCGUCACGGCAGAGCAAGUGUCAGCGCGGAUCGUGCAGGAGGUGACAGCUGAGGCGGUGGCGGUGCUGAAGGGAGAGCAGGAGCUGCAUCCAGGCACCGCCGUCAGGAUCCCCUCAGUUGAAGACUCUGCCAACCUCCCCCCCUCCCCCCCACCUUCUCCUGCAGCUGAGCACUUCGGACCACUGGAACCAGAUGUAGGGGAUGAGGAGGAGGCCGGGCCUCUGCGCCGCUUCCAAAAUUCUCGCGAGAGGUGCAAGUUCCUCGCCCCCUCCAUCUCUGUGUCUGUGCCCGAGGAUGACCCGUACCACUCCGAUGAGGAGUACUAUGAGCACCCCUUGUUCAGCCCAGAGUGGACGCGGUCCGGCACUCGCCCCCCGGGGCAGGGCUCCCCAUUUAGACAGAUCGAAGAAGAAGAGACCGUAGAGGCUCUUACAACUGCCGAGGAGGAGUUGGAGGAGUUGGAGGAGUUGGAGUUGGAGGAGGAGGAGGAGGAGGAGGAUACUACAGAGGCAGCGACAGCAGCAGCUUUUGAGGAGCCUGAGGAGGAGCAGUGGAGCGGGGAGGAACCUGACGAUCAGGGCUCCCCAGCUCCCGAGCUCCUAGAGCAGGCUGAGGUGACAGGCGAACCCCAGGCUGAGCCCGGCCUGCUGCAGGCCAAGGUCACCGAGGUGGAGGCAGCUAGUGCUGCCACCACCGCCACCCCCACGCAACGAGAAGAUACAAAUGGGAGAAGCCAUGAUGAGGCAGGUUGGGAGGAGGAGAGGCCAGACGAAGGUGUGUCCUCCCCGCUGCUUAAUAAGCCUGCAUGUCCGCUCCCUGUCUGACCAAAACAAAUGCAGCAGUUUUUAGCUGUAGCCUUAUAAGUGAAUGCGGAGGAAUGCUGCAAAACGUUGCAAACGCUGCAAAAGAUUGCAAAGCAAAAAAAAAAAAACAAGUCUCUGCUGAAGCUGCAAGGCAACACAGGCUUGCUGGUGAUUUGCUUCCGUGGCAAGAGCUUUUUUUUCCUGUUCUUUUUUCAUACUCUCUCUUUUUUUGCUCUUCUUUUUCAUCCUCUGUUCCUAAUCACUGUUUCUGAUGCAGCAGUCAAGUAUGCUGGUAACCCCGCCGCCAAAGUCUUAACAGUUUCUUCCUUUCUCUCUGUCUCUGAUGCUUCAACUGCCAGGCUGACUUUUCUCGUUACUUGCAGCCCAUUGCCAUCAUGUCAUUUUGCCAGUUACUACAUCGCCACUGUGGUUGAC
Molecule: messenger RNA, 1782 nt
Organism: Engraulis encrasicolus (European anchovy)
Lineage: Eukaryota; Metazoa; Chordata; Actinopteri; Clupeiformes; Engraulidae
Product: proline-, glutamic acid- and leucine-rich protein 1-like
Exons: 8
Coding region: 367-1368 (333 amino acids)
Biological process (GO): microtubule cytoskeleton organization; neuron projection development
Cellular component (GO): neuron projection
Molecular function (GO): microtubule binding
Source: RefSeq, a predicted model, not a curated record